Molecule: messenger RNA, 974 nt
Organism: Rhododendron vialii
Lineage: Eukaryota; Viridiplantae; Streptophyta; Magnoliopsida; Ericales; Ericaceae
Product: PLAT domain-containing protein 3
Exons: 2
Coding region: 151-693 (180 amino acids)
Molecular function (GO): protein binding
Source: RefSeq, a predicted model, not a curated record
UCAUUUCAUGUCAUCACCUAAUAAAUUGGAGUCUAUAUAUAAGACGAAAGCAAAUAGAGCUCGGGACACAGAAGCCUCCACAUACAUAAAUCGGGUAUACUCACUGAUAUAUAGAGAGAGAAACAGUUUGAAGAUCGAAAACCAAAGGCUAUGGGAGCUGUCAACGGUCUCUGGUUCCUCAUCCUCUUCUCCUUCGCCUCCAUCGCCAGAUCCGAUGAUUGUGUGUACACGGCGUACAUUAGAACCGGGUCGAUCAUAAAAGGAGGGACGGACUCGACCAUAGGCCUGACCCUUUACGACAUCCACGGAUGGGGGAUCCGGAUCUCGAACAUAGUAUCGUGGGGCGGGCUAAUGGGCCCGACCUACAACUACUUCGAGAGGGGCAACCUGGACAUCUUUAGCGGGAAAGGUCCGUGUCUAACCGGGCCGGUUUGCGCGAUGAACCUCACGUCCGACGGGUCCGGCCCAAACCACGGCUGGUACUGUAACUACGUGGAAAUUACCUCCACCGGGGCCCAUGUGGACUGUGCCCAGCAGCUUUUCACGGUGGAGCAGUGGUUGGCUACUGAUACCUCGCCGUAUGAGCUUACUGCUGUUAGGGAUUCCUGUGGAUCCGACGGUGCUAAGGCUCGUGAUGGUGAUCGUGUUCGCAUUAUCGACGGUCGUGGUGGGGGUCUUGUCUCUGUUGAAUAGUGCGGGUACAAAUAUCUGGAUACGGAUUUGUUUUGGAUCCUCUGAUGCCUGUGGAUCUCGAUUCCUCACAAAAUGAACGGCUCGGAAAAUGUGUUCGAAUAUUUGUGUCCCAAUAAUUUAAUUUUCCAGAGUGGUAUGUGGUUGAGUUUGAUUUUCUUAUUUUCCUCUAUGUGAUAAGUGUAUGGUUCUAACUCAGGCCCUCUUUACUGUUUCAAGUGUGCUCCUGAUUUCUUUCAGUAUUUUUUGGUAAAUUCUUAAAUACACUUGUUCUGUAUUUACAA